GUUGAUGUUUCUACCCUUUGGAAAAAGGAACAUUAACAUGACUUGGGCAUGGACUCGGCAACGAUUGCGUUAAGUGGGAAAUGGCCAUGAGCCUACAUUUUGACCUGUGUUCAUACCUGGGCCCUCUCUUUGACAAGGCAUAUAUACAAACACUAUACAGCAUGGCUGGACUGUGAUUAUGUCCAUAUAGAACAUAACCUCCCAGGACUAGCAGUUUACAUCAUGCAACCAUAACACCGACUACAAUACAAGAUGCAAACACUCGUGUGCUCUAGUCACUGGAUCACGGCUGUACUAGUCUUCCUGGUAGUGGGACUACUGACACUCAGGAUCAUCAGAAGCCCAAAGAACCUCCCACCCCUGGUGUCACCGUGGUUCACAUUAAGAUUCCUAGCCAGUGCCAUCCUCGGAGGAGGUGUGACAGCCGCGAUCAUAAAACACAAGGACGAUUUGAGCGCCGAGAUCAGCCGAUGUGGGCUGGGAUUCAGGAACCAUUUCAUCUUCCUUAACACCCACGAGGCGGUGAAGGAAGUGUUCAGCAAGACGGGGGAGGACAUCGCUGGGAGACCGAAGUUUAUGAAGCUGGUUUCAAAUGGCCUAGGAGUCCUGGGCUCUGAGGGCCGCAUCUGGAGAGAGCAUCGUCGCUUCUCGCUCAACACCCUGAGAGACUUCGGCAUGGGCAAGAUAGCCAUGGAGGACAAGGUCCUGGGCGAGGCUCUCGUCGCAGUCAAAGAACUCGCGAGAUUAGACGGGAAAUCCUUCGACGUCUGGCGGACACUUGGUAUAGUAAUAUCAAACGUCAUCUCUAGUGUAGUUUUCGGGCGAACAUUCGAGCAUGAUGAUCCAACUUGCGAUCUAUUUUUGAACACUUUCAACCAGAAUGCUCAAGGCAGUUGGCGAAGGAGUGUUCUCAUUUCGUUCCCGUUUUUACGUCACGUGCCACGAGAUCCGCUUGGAUUUUAUGAAUUCAGAAACUGCCGCGAUAAAGUUGACGAACUGAUCGUGGGCAGUUUUGAGGAGCAUCGGAAAGAUUUUGACGAGAAUAAUGUGCGGGAUGUUAUUGAUGCCUACUUGGUUGAAAUGACUCGACAACAAGAGAAGGACACAGACACGACAUUUACAGUGCCACAGAUGACGAGACUCGUGUUCGACCUGUUCUCGGCGGGAUCCGAGACCACCGCAACCACCCUGAGAUGGGCCCUGAUGAUGAUGAUUCUUCAUCCUCAGAUACAGUCACGUGUUCAAGAGGAGAUUGAUGACGUGAUUGGUGGAGAGGGCCUGGUGAAGAUGGCGCACCGUCAGAGGAUGCUGUACACCGAGUGUGUUCUAAUGGAGGUUCAAAGAUUCGCCAGUCUGGUGGUCAUGGUGCCACACCGGGCAAUGAAAGAUGUCAACAUCCUCGGUUAUACGAUACCAGAAGAUGCCAUGGUUGUGGCCAACCUCUGGCGUCUCCAUAGAGACGAGAAGAUCUGGCCAAACCCAGACAAGUUCGACCCGAAUAACUUCUUGGAUGAAAACAAUGAGAUUAUUCGAAGGGAACACUUGGUUCCUUUCGCCGUGGGAAAGCGACAGUGUCUCGGUGAAGGAAUGGCCAAAAUGGAACUCUUCAUCUUCUUCGUCACAUUCCUGCAGCGGUUCACCUUCAGUGUCCCUGAAGGUCACACCCCGCCAUCAUCGGACGAGUACAUCGUUGGGAUCGUUCGGGGCCCGAAGAGAUUUCUCAUGAAUGCUGUUAAACGGUAAUGGUAGGCCAGGCGUUCACCCUGCUGACGAAACCUAGCGAAGGUUCGAGAGUGAAACCCGAUUGACCGAGAGGAGAGGAGACACUGGUGCUCGAUCUGAAGAGUGAUUCAAGGAUGGCUGAACCGAUCAGCCUUAUGCCAGAUUGACCAACCAAGUUGUUAUGAUGUUCAUCUGAAAGAUUCUUUGAAUAAUCAACACGAUUUCGGAAUACCAAAUGGUGCAAUCAGCGUUGAAUAGGCGAACCAAAAGCAGCCUUGUUGACUGACAUUCAGCUAAUGUUGAAUCAGCUUGAAGACCCAAAUUCGAUAUUCCAACAAGAACCCAUUGUUAAG
Lineus longissimus is the source of this 2075-nucleotide messenger RNA. RefSeq names its product cytochrome P450 2C15-like. The coding region runs from base 253 to 1743 and encodes 496 amino acids. The record is from RefSeq and is a predicted model, not a curated record. NCBI's taxonomy places the organism in Eukaryota, Metazoa, Nemertea, Pilidiophora, Heteronemertea, Lineidae. The transcript has 7 exons. Gene Ontology annotation, biological process: xenobiotic metabolic process. Gene Ontology annotation, molecular function: iron ion binding; oxidoreductase activity, acting on paired donors, with incorporation or reduction of molecular oxygen, reduced flavin or flavoprotein as one donor, and incorporation of one atom of oxygen; heme binding. Gene Ontology annotation, cellular component: intracellular membrane-bounded organelle; cytoplasm.